Molecule: messenger RNA, 730 nt
Organism: Drosophila guanche
Lineage: Eukaryota; Metazoa; Arthropoda; Insecta; Diptera; Drosophilidae
Product: disheveled-associated activator of morphogenesis 2-like
Exons: 2
Coding region: 91-699 (202 amino acids)
Biological process (GO): positive regulation of actin filament polymerization
Source: RefSeq, a predicted model, not a curated record
CUGCGCACUGGGCUGGCGGAUGUGGCCCGUGAGAUUGAGUUCCAUCGGAGUUCGGGGCCCGCACAGCAGGGCGAUCGCUUCCUGCCCGUCAUGCGGGAGUUCCAUACGCAGGCAUCGGUGCGUUUUGCCGAGCUGGAGGACAAGUUCCAGGACAUGAAGACGCGCUUCGAUCGGGCCGUUCGACUGUUCGGUGUAGAUGGAUCCGUGCUGCAGCCGGACGANUUCUUUGGCAUCUUUGAUUCGUUCCUGGGCGCCUUUGCGGAGGCGCGUCACGACAACGAGAGCUUCCGACGACGGCAGGAGGAGGAGGAGAAGCGGGCCAAGCAGGAGGCCGAGCUCAAAAAGCGGACCAUCGAUCGCAAGAACAAGACCGGCCUCAUGAGCAGCGUUGCCCGCAAUCUUGGCCUGAAGUCCUCGUCGCCCACGAAUGGCGGCGACUCACCGGCCAAGGGUGGCGGCGGCGGCGACAACAAGGGCGAGUUCGAUGACCUCAUCUCGGCCCUGCGCACGGGCGACGUCUUUGGCGAGGACAUGGCCAAGUUCAAGAGAUCGCGCAAGGCGCGUGUACUCAAUGGUGGCUCUGGAGCGGGCGGCCCCGCCGGCAACACCUCACCGCCCACCAGGCAUGGCAGCCUGCAGCGCGAAGAGAGCGGACGCGAACGGGAGCGGGAUCGGGAGCGGACUGUGCGGCGUCAGUAGUAGAGGAUCAAGAAUCGAUUCUCUCUCGCGU